AUGGGCAUCAAAGGCCGUCGAAAAAAGCUUCGACAGCGCGAGGAGCUCGCGCGGCAACAGCAGGAGCAGGGAGGGCAUGCCCAGGAGUACGGCAGUGAGGACGACGACGGCCUUGCCGGCAGGGUGUUUGAGAUGGGCGAGCGCCCCUUUCACUCCCCUGUGGAUGCAAUGGGACGCCUGAGAAUGAAGAAGAGUGACUUUUUCCGAAUGCAAGAUAUGGAAGUGCUGGAGCAGAUGCAGGAGGAGCACCAGAGCCGCCGGAAGCCGGCGCAGUCCGGGGCGGUGGUGGCCGGUGGCGGCAGUGCAAGCCGAAAGCGUUGCCGCGGUGCUGCAAUGGACUCUGUGGAGGACGUCGCGGAAGAAAUUGAGCAGCGCUGCCUCAGGCGCCAGUACACGGACGAAGAUCUGUUCGAGAACUCAAAGAGUGCUAUAGCUGGUAAUCGUCUGGUGACGCUCUCCACAACAGCGGAAGCACCAGACGACAGCAGCUCAGCUCAGGCACGUAAGCGAAGAGGCGCAUCUCUGAAGACUGAAGAACUCGAUAACCCGAAGGAGGAGCAGGUGGAUCUUAUGGAGCAACGGCGUAAUGCUGCUCACGGGGCUCUCUACCGCCAUCCACUGAUCGGCCUCGACUCUGUUGUUGUCGAUGCCCUGCAACGAAAUGGUUUCUACCGCAUGACCCGCAUCCAGGAGCGCAGCAUCCCGUAUGCGCUGGAGGGCUACGACAUUCUCGGUCAGGCGCGUACCGGCUCUGGCAAAACUCUCGCCUUCUGUGUACCGCUUCUCCAUCUAGCCAAGGACACAGUCAGAAAAUACCCGAAUGCCACUGUAGGGCUGCUGCUGGCCCCCACAAAGGAACUGUGUGUGCAGACGCACGCGGUUCUCUCGACACUGUGUGAGCACAUUGCAGCCGUGCCAGCCACCGCUGGUGGGGCUCAGUUUUACGUGCAGCUCAUUACGGGCGGCACGAAUGUCAGUGAGGAGCGCCGGCGUCUUGCCUCGGGGAUGGCGUCCAUCGUCGUUGGCACGCCUGGCCGAAUUCAUGAUCAUGUUCUUCACUGCAAGGGGUGGCACUUGUCGCGGUUGCGCCUUCUCGUGCUCGAUGAGGCGGACCGCAUGUUGGCCGACGGCUUCCAGCGUGAUCUCGACGCCGUCAUCAGCCGAAUCUCGAAGGGGCGGCAGACAUUUCUGUUCUCGGCCACCAAUUCCAAGUCGGUGCGUGAGCUUGCUCGCCUGUCCCUCUCUCGUCUCCCUCUUUUCAUUAGCACCGCUGGCGAUGCCCCCUCUGUAGUGGAGAUGGGCGACAGUGAAACAGCAGGGGCGGGCGCGAGCAUGGCGCCCUACCGCGUGUAUAACGACCCCGCUGAUGACGGCGGAGAAGUGGUGGAUGAGAAAUACAAGUGCAAGGACGAUGCCGAUUACGAUCGCUGCAGCGACGAAUGCGCCGGAGAGGCGGACGCGAUCCCAUCGACGCUGCGCCAAUUCGGUCACAUUGUGCCUUCACACGACCGGCUGCGUGCGCUCUACACCUUUGUGAAGCAGGUCGCUCGCCGUGCUAAGGUAAUGAUCUUCUGCUCCACAGUCGCGAGUGCCGUCUUUCACUGCCAGAUGAUGGGCUCCGUCGGGUUCCAUGACGACGUCAUGAUGCUGCACGGCCAGAUGAAGCACCGACAGCGGGUGCAGGCGUUUCAGGUGUUCACCGAGUGGAAGGCAGGAGUGCUGUUUUGCACCGAUGUCGCAGCGCGUGGUCUGGACAUCCCGCAUGUGACGUGGAUCCUCCAGUACGACCCGCCUCUUGAUCCGACGGAGUACAUCCACCGCAUCGGUCGCACAGCGCGCGCCGGCACUGUUGGUAAUUCGCUUCUCUUUCUCACUCCGGAAGAGGCGCCAUUUUUGUGCUACCUCGCCCAAUACGGCAUUCACAUGGCGAAGUAUCCUCUGCCACUGAAGCUGCCGCGCAUCCAAGAAAAGUUGGAGCACGUGCUGCAGCUGGACGAAGUGGUAGCCAAAAGCGCUGUAACGGCGUUCCGCGCACACGUUGGUGCCUAUCAAAGCCACAUCCUUAAGGAAACCUUUGAUGUGCACCGGCUGGACCUCGAGGCGCUGUCCAAAGCAUUCGCGCUAACGGCGGUGCCGCACGUGACGCUGCCUCGCAACACAGAGGAGGAGAAGCGGAAGGAGUACAUCAAAGGUCGGCUCAAGUCGCUGAACCGGCGCCGCCUCGACGCACUCCGCUAUUACGAGGCCAACAAGACUCGCCCGCAAUGGGAAAACGGUUUUUUUGUUGGCGUCUCACGUCCCUCGAUGAGCUGA
Messenger RNA from Leishmania braziliensis MHOM/BR/75/M2904, 2313 nucleotides. Its product is annotated as putative ATP-dependent RNA helicase. Gene Ontology annotation, cellular component: nucleolus. Lineage: Eukaryota; Euglenozoa; Kinetoplastea; Trypanosomatida; Trypanosomatidae. Gene Ontology annotation, molecular function: ATP binding; nucleic acid binding. The record is from RefSeq and is a predicted model, not a curated record. Bases 1 to 2313 code for a protein of 770 amino acids. Gene Ontology annotation, biological process: maturation of LSU-rRNA from tricistronic rRNA transcript (SSU-rRNA, 5.8S rRNA, LSU-rRNA). The transcript has a single exon.